UCCCUCCAUCGUUGGAUUUUCGCGGCCCACGUCUGUGCUCUGGCCAGAGUGCAGUACUAUAGUAGUACCGCAGCGUCGUCAGCGCGUGUUGGAACAAGGCCUGCGAACACACACUCCUAACUAACAAAUCGACCGAGUAGCACGCGCUGUUUUUUCGCAUCGCUAUUCUCUUGAUCCGCUUACGGUCAAGUCUAUUUAUGGCCUGCCAUAAGACGAUCGACGGCAGUGUCCGUAACUGAACGUUCCGAUCGACGUCCGCGAGUGAUAUAUUAUUGGCCAUUUUUUUUUUUUUUAGUGUUGACACUUGCUAUUAAAAAAACAUCCAAGAGUCCGCUUUCCAAUCGAGGGAACAUAUCAUCAUGGGUCGCAAAAUUCCACUGAGCAACUCGUGUAUGGGUUUUUCACUGAAGACUGGUGCCAUCACCAGUGGCGUUUAUGGCAUUGUGAUUGCCAUAAUUACUUUAAUAGUUAUUUUGGUAAAUGAAGACUUAAGAAUACAGACUAUUAUCGUAGAUUUUCUACCAAAGAGUGUUGUAAGAAUUAUAGUUGCAAUUAAUCUUAUUAUGACAAUAGUUAUCUGUUCUAUACUAUUAGCAGGAGUAUUCAUGAGAAAGAAAAUAUUAAUGCUACCUUGGAUUGUUUUAACUAUUUUAUUGUGUAUUGGACUAGUUAUAUCCAUUCUCUACACAGCAAUAGAUUACUUGAUUCAUUCAUAUUACAUCACUAGUGUUCUUGUUUUAGUAAUUGGUUUACUUUUUGUCUGUCUCUAUGUAUAUAUGUGGUGGGUAACUUACAGUUAUUACCAACAAAUCAAAGAAGAAGAUAACAGAACACCUUAUACAAGAACACCUUAUUAUGGUUAAGAAUUUAAUGUUUGUUAAAAGUUAAUUUGUCAAUAAUUUAAUAG
This is a messenger RNA of Daktulosphaira vitifoliae (grape phylloxera), 907 nucleotides long. RefSeq lists its product as uncharacterized. NCBI's taxonomy places the organism in Eukaryota, Metazoa, Arthropoda, Insecta, Hemiptera, Phylloxeridae. The transcript has 5 exons. The record is from RefSeq and is a predicted model, not a curated record. Bases 360 to 863 code for a protein of 167 amino acids.